Messenger RNA from Mya arenaria, 2745 nucleotides. RefSeq lists its product as uncharacterized. NCBI's taxonomy places the organism in Eukaryota, Metazoa, Mollusca, Bivalvia, Myida, Myidae. Gene Ontology annotation, molecular function: mannosyltransferase activity. Gene Ontology annotation, biological process: mannosyl-inositol phosphorylceramide biosynthetic process. The record is from RefSeq and is a predicted model, not a curated record. The transcript has 2 exons. The coding region runs from base 118 to 1443 and encodes 441 amino acids.
CACAAAUAUGUUUUAACUGAAGAUAGAUACGCGAUAACACACCAAACUCGACGUUUAGUAAAAAAAUAGAUUCUUAUUUCGGAGCAAUUUAUCGUUCUCUUCUCCUUUGAAGAAAUAAUGAGAAUUUGGAGAUUUAGGAAAAGUGGUUGUGUGUUUUUUGUAAUUAGUUUUGUUGUAGUUUUUGAGUUGAUGGCUAUAAUUCAGCGGAUUGAAGACACAGACGUCGAAAACGUAAAGAGCGUCAAGGGGAUAAAAGGGGAAAAUAAGUUAGUAUUCACAGGCAGAAAAACCGCAAACAUUAGUGCCCAAAAUGUUCAUUUCACAGCAAAACCAAAACACUUCGGAUCAAACAACAAUACAUCAUACACAAAUAAUCCACAGUUGUUUCCGAAUAUGACAUUCCCUUUCUACGAAGCUGAAAUGUACGAGGAUUUCCCGACACUAGAAAAUGCUGAACCAAAAAUUCCUCAUAUUUUACAUCAAACAUAUAAAUCUGAAUUCAUUCCGUUGAACUAUAUACCGACGAUAAAGUCCUUUCUUCAACAUCACCCAAAUUGGACCUAUUACUUCUGGACAGAGGAAUCAGCAAGAAAGAUGAUUGAACAGAAAUUCGCAUACUUUCUACCAGUAUGGGACGGGUAUAAAGAUCCCAUGAAUCGAGCUGAUGCUCUUAGAUAUUUUGUUCUUUAUGAGUAUGGAGGUGUGUAUACAGACUGUGAUGUCAAUUUUUUACGCCCUCUUGACAGAGCAACGAAAUUAUUUUCUGCAAUUUUACCACCGGAACCAUUUGAACACAGUGUGUUUCGACUAAAGAUGCCGUUUCUGACAAACAACGCUAUCAUCAUGAGUCGCCCUAAACAUCCGUUCUUUAAACAUUUGAUGGAUAGUCUAGAUUCUGCAAAGGGAGAGAAAUGGAUGUUGUUGGUCGGAGGACCACUUUUUGUGUACAAUGCAUUUUUAAAGUACAACAAUAUUAACGAAUCUGCAUUAAGUGUAUUCAAAGAUGAGCCCUCUGUUAAAGGAUUAGUACCGUACAACUUGCAAGAUAUUUCGAAAUACCCAAUGGGACAUGAGGACCAUGUGCUCGUUCCGAAUACACACUUUUUCCUUAACACAGUUGCUUAUAGAUUUGAUAAAAACGGUGUGAUGACAUUGUGUAGAGACAUUCUAAAUAACAAAGCGUUUCGGACUGCUCGCAGGAGUAAUGUUUGUAGGAAGAGUGACUUUACCAAAUUAUGCGCGGAUGAAUACAGUAAAACUCCUGAAUUGUGGAAACGUGGCUGCAAUGAGAUUAACAGGAGAAUAUCUCGGUCAAAAGAAGAGCAGUUCAGAUUCACUUUUACAGAACAUUUGUGGUCCAUUUCUUAUGAUAAACCAAAAUUUGACGUAACUAAAACAGUGAACAUAAAAGAUGUUGUGCCUAAAGCAAUUAUAUUUAAUUGAUAUGUUAAAUGAAAUUGUAUUUAUUUAAAAAAAAAAAAAACAAUAAUUGAUAUUCAGAAUGAUAACAGCUAUGAAUAUGUGCCUCUAGCGAAUAGAUUUGUUCCAAUUAUUUAUUAAGUAUGGUUGUUCCAGUGAAGUAUCAAUAAACAUUUCACCGAGUGAUCACAGUAAGGCAUAUUAUCACGAGUGGCUGCAAUUUCCAAUUUCUUAAUUCACGAGAUGGGAAGGGAAGACAAUCCAAUUUCUUUAUUCUAUGGAAGGUUAAUGAAGAAAAAAUAUAAUAUAUUUUGCUUUCUGAUUUGUACAUCUUGCUUUCUUACUUGUACAUAUUGAAUUUUUACUUGUACAUAAUGCAUUAUUGCAUUCUUUACCUGUUAUUUGGGCAUAUGUAUCGCUAACUUUGUGAAAGUUCCUUCGUGUAUCUUGGCUGGUCCAAAGUGACAUUCAACGUUUGCGUAUGCAUAUUAUUUUAUACACGAGACAAACGUGAUAUAUAUGAACAUUUAAUAACGAUUUAGCCGCUUUAAGUACUUGAAGCAGCAAGUCCUUUGACUUUUUACACCCUAAGUGUACAUAAAUGAGUGAAUAUGUGAUUUUAGGUUAAAAUAAAAUAUUUUUGGCGAGAUGAAAUGAGGCAGAAUGUAAAUAAGAACCAGCAAAAAAUAUGACUGGCAAAAAAUAAAUAUACUCUCUCUCUCUCUCUUAUAUAUAAUGUUUCGUGAAAAUAUAUAAGCAAUUUAAUACUGAAUACGUAAAAAACAUUCAAUUAGUAGUUUAUACUUCUAUGUUAUAAGUUAUACAGGUUUUCAAGGCAAAACAAUUGAUAACAACACGCACAUGUGUAAUAAUUAAUAUAACCUUCCAUUCCGGCCAAUGAAAUCACCUUCUGGCUUUCAAUUAGUGUUGUGCCGAUGAUCGAUUAUAAUCGACAUUUGAUCGGAAAGGCCUACGUCGUCGACAAUCGAUAGUGAAAUUUUAACAAUCGAUUAAAGAAACAAGGGACGUAACCGCUACAUACUUAUUUUCUUUUUCUGGUUUAUGCUAGUUAAUGUUGAAAUGUAAAGGUGUUACUAUGUUAAGUUAUCUAGUGAAAUUCUUAUCAAGUCAGUAAGUCACUACAGUACCUUAUACAUUUUUUUGUAAUUUGACUGCUAAAGAAUUGGUUCUCAACUUCUCAUGUUUGUUAGUAGUGAUUUUUAAAACAUGUUACCGUUUACUUCUUACCAUGUAAGAAUGUAGUUUUCUCAGUGUUCUAAAAGAAAAUAUUCUUGUAAAAUACAUAGACUAUUCAACUUCUUGUUG